Triticum turgidum subsp. durum (durum wheat) is the source of this 498-nucleotide messenger RNA. The record is from the annotation of a GenBank genome assembly. Lineage: Eukaryota; Viridiplantae; Streptophyta; Magnoliopsida; Poales; Poaceae.
AUGGUGAAGAUCCCGAGCCCGAGGAGGCUGUUCAGGAGCCGGUCGAGGAGCACGGUGGGCGGCAUCGGCGGGGUGGACAUGUGCGCCAUGGUGGCCGAGCACGAGAGGAUCGAGUGGGAGGUGCGGCCCGGCGGGAUGCUGGUGCAGAAGCGCCGGGCGCCCGACGACGACGGCUGCGACGACGCCGUCGAGGCCAUCCUGGUGAGAGUAUCCGCCGGCUGCGGCGGGUGGCAGCACGACGUGUCCGUCGACGCCACCGCCACCUUCGGCGACUUCAAGGUUCUGCUGUCGCUGGCCACUGGGCUGUGGCCCAGGGAGCAGCGGCUGCUGUACCGAGGCCGGGAGCGGGACGACGGCGACCACCUGCACAUGGCCGGCGUGCAGGACAAGGACAAGGUGCUCCUCCUGGAGGACCCCGCCGUCACGGAGAGGAAGCUCAGGUCCACCAGCCUCGCGCAGCUCAUGGGGGUGCCCAGCCAUUCCUUCAUCCAAGUCUAA